Molecule: messenger RNA, 648 nt
Organism: Echinops telfairi (small Madagascar hedgehog)
Lineage: Eukaryota; Metazoa; Chordata; Mammalia; Afrosoricida; Tenrecidae
Product: homeobox protein OTX2-like
Exons: 3
Coding region: 1-648 (215 amino acids)
Biological process (GO): regulation of transcription by RNA polymerase II
Cellular component (GO): nucleus
Molecular function (GO): RNA polymerase II cis-regulatory region sequence-specific DNA binding; DNA-binding transcription factor activity, RNA polymerase II-specific
Source: RefSeq, a predicted model, not a curated record
AUGGACCUGUUCAACUGUCCAACCCUGAUGGGCAAACGCAGCAGGCAGCAGAGUGCAUCUGGAGGCCAGAAGGCUGAAAGGGACCCUGGUUUUGGAGAUCCAAAGCCUGCCCACCAGUCCAAGCCACAGAAACGCACAGUGUUCACCCCGGAACAGGCGGAGGUGCUGAACGCCUUCUUUGAGCGGAAGCAGUACGUGGAUUCCUGUGAGAAACGUUACCUCGCCCGUAGCCUGGGUCUGGAGGAGCGACAAGUGCAGGUGUGGUUCAAGAACCGCCGGGCCAAACUGGCUAGAGAACGUCGCCAGAAUGGAAAUCAGAAUCCUCAAGACCAAGGGGCCUCAGACAAGUCCCUCCCUGCCCAGGAGCCCUGCGACUUGCCAGGGGAGCCAGGAUCUUGCCAGCGCCCUCUAAGCAGCUCCUUUGGCAACUUCUCAUCAGUAGACCCGACGAGCUCCAGUCAUGACCUCCACGGGAUGGUCCCUGCACAGAACCCUCCAGCCAUACACCAGGUGGGUCCUGACACCCAGGAGAUCCACCAGUUCCAGCUGACCACCCAGGAGAUGGAGUUUCUCACCCAGCACCUCAGUCUUUUCACCCUGGAGCUCAACCUUUCAAUGGACCAUAUCCAACUUCCACCCACCAGCUAG